Molecule: messenger RNA, 598 nt
Organism: Colletotrichum navitas
Lineage: Eukaryota; Fungi; Ascomycota; Sordariomycetes; Glomerellales; Glomerellaceae
Exons: 1
Coding region: 223-540 (105 amino acids)
Source: RefSeq, a predicted model, not a curated record
UUUUCCAGCACGCCCACGGCCAGGGAGCACAGGCGGCUUGCGGGAUUAAAAAAAAAAAACGGGAAUAGGUAGACUUUUUACGCUUCAGUAGCCGCGCACGGCCUUUUAGAGUUGUAAUUGAACUCAUUGAUAUGACUUUGACUUUCCAACCUGGGUGAUGCUUGCGAGAUGCGUGAUCCUGUGACGGCAAACUCAUGACCGGACGAGGAUUCCAUUCCGAUAAUGGACGGGUUCGUCCGCGGCUCGUCCCUCGGACUCGGGGCGUGGUCACUGCACCGUUGCGCGCCGGGGUCCGCGGUCGAGUCGGGAAACCUGAAAGAGAUAUAUAUAUAUAUAUGUGCGGACGCCGGGUUCCUCUUCACGGCUCGCGCCGUCGGCGAGGUGCGUCGACCGGCACCCCUUCGACGGGAAGUAUUCGGGGCUGGGGUGGUACGCCGGACCAAACCCCCGCCGGCCGUUGGUCCCCAUGACUUCCCUUCCUACCGUCGUGCACUAAGGCCCAGCCCGCCAUCUGGAAUACGUUGUGGCGCCAUAGUCUGACAAAGGGUCGUUGGCGACUUUCUAACCGUAGUCGGUGGCUUUUUUUAGUGGUGCCCCC